Molecule: messenger RNA, 4489 nt
Organism: Gopherus evgoodei (Goodes thornscrub tortoise)
Lineage: Eukaryota; Metazoa; Chordata; Testudines; Testudinidae
Gene: MAP2K4
Product: mitogen-activated protein kinase kinase 4
Exons: 14
Coding region: 159-1511 (450 amino acids)
Biological process (GO): protein phosphorylation; MAPK cascade
Molecular function (GO): ATP binding; JUN kinase kinase activity
Source: RefSeq, a predicted model, not a curated record
ACUGGGAGGGGUUAAGCCGGCAGCCCCAGGCCGGGGGACGGACAGGCGGACGGGCAGGCUCAGGCGCCUGCUAUACGGAGUCGGGGCUCUAGGUGUCCUGCCUGGGAGGGUCCCUGCUGCAUUGCAGCCUCCGCGCUGCUCCGUGUCUGGCGCGCACAAUGGCGACUCCCAGCCCCAGCAGCGGCUCCGGCUCCGGCUCCGGCUCCAGCAGCGGGAGCAGCACCCCGGGCUCCCAGGCGCACACGGCGGUCAGCAGCAUGCAGGGCUUUCAGAUAAACUUCUGUGAAAAGGCACAAAACGUCCACUUGGACACUUUUUCAGCAGAAUCAAGUAAACGCAAAGCAUUGAAGUUGAAUUUUGCAAAUCCACCUUUCAAAUCCACAGCAAGAUUUACUCUAAAUACGUCUGGAGUUCCGUUCCAAAAUCCUCACAUUGAUACACAAGCAACACUGGGUAGUAAUCACAUUGUCCCGUUCACUUUCAAAAGGAGAGAAGCGGACCUCAUCCAGAAACUUUCCAGCAGGCUACAAGAGAGACUGAGAACACACAGCAUUGAAUCAUCAGGAAAAUUGAAGAUUUCCCCUGAACAACAUUGGGAUUUUACUGCAGAGGACUUGAAAGACCUUGGAGAAAUUGGACGAGGAGCUUAUGGUUCUGUCAACAAAAUGGUCCACAAACCAAGUGUGCAAAUUAUGGCAGUUAAAAGAAUUCGAUCAACAGUGGAUGAAAAGGAACAGAAACAGCUUCUAAUGGACUUGGAUGUAGUGAUGCGAAGUAGUGACUGCCCCUAUAUUGUUCAGUUUUAUGGAGCACUGUUCAGAGAGGGUGACUGUUGGAUCUGUAUGGAGCUCAUGUCUACCUCGUUUGAUAAGUUUUACAAAUAUGUAUAUAGUGUAUUAGAUGAUGUUAUUCCAGAAGAAAUCUUAGGCAAAAUCACUUUAGCUACUGUGAAAGCACUAAACCACUUAAAAGAAAACUUGAAAAUCAUUCACAGAGACAUCAAACCUUCCAAUAUUCUUCUGGACAGAAAUGGGAAUAUUAAACUCUGUGACUUUGGCAUUAGUGGACAACUUGUGGACUCCAUUGCAAAAACAAGAGAUGCUGGGUGCAGACCAUACAUGGCACCUGAAAGGAUAGACCCCAGUGCAUCCAGGCAAGGCUAUGAUGUCCGCUCAGAUGUUUGGAGCUUGGGAAUUACGUUGUAUGAGCUGGCCACAGGGCGAUUCCCCUAUCCCAAAUGGAACAGUGUAUUUGAUCAGCUGACACAAGUAGUAAAAGGAGACCCGCCACAGCUGAGUAACUCAGAGGAGAGGGAAUUCUCCCCAAGUUUUAUCAACUUUGUCAACUUGUGCCUUACAAAGGACGAAUCCAAAAGGCCAAAAUAUAAAGAGCUUCUGAAACAUCCCUUCAUUCUGAUGUACGAAGAGCGCACGGUGGAUGUGGCAUGCUACGUCUGCAAAAUCCUGGAUCAGAUGCCAACAACUCCCAGCUCUCCGAUGUAUGUCGAUUGACACUGCUGCUUCAUCCAACUCUAGAGAAAGGGCUGAGAGAAAACAAGCUGUAAAGAAUUUUCAUCACAUAUUGCAGUGUUUUUAAUGCUCGCCCAGACACCAUGUGCAAUAAUAUUGGUGUUAUUUCCAUCCUGUCUGUAUACCAUUGUCACAUAUAAAGUGCAUCCCUGUAAUACCUGAUCACACAGUGUUAGUGUUGGUCAAAGAGAGACCUCGUCUUGCUCUUUUGUGGACAUAUUCAUGAAAUGUGGAAAUAAGUACAUUUAUUUGUUGACCGUGAUUGGAUAGCACCUAAAAUUCAUUUCUAGACUCAAAACUUGGAGACUUCUCAACGGCUACUGGAAAGAUUUUUCUCUCAAGCUCUUCCAAUUAUUGUUUCAAGUAAUAAUAAUAAUAGUAAAAAAGUUAGGCUUUGUUUGUCUGAACAUAAUGAGACUUUGCCUGGAGGAAGAAGAACUUGCAUAACCAAGAUACUUUGCCUCCUGGAGUUGGAAAGGCAAAGGAGGAUUUUAUUCUUCACAAAGUGCAAUAGAUUUACUGUUAUGAAAUUCUGUUGCUUUACAGUCGUAGUGUAUUUUCUGGGGACAGUGCUCAGCUGAACUUCCUGUUAAAGAGAGAUCAUGUUAAAUAUAGUGAAUAUGUCUUUACCAAAAAUAUGUUGCAUUGAAAGAGGCUAACAUUAAAAUAUUCAGAGAUGAGACAUAAUGUAUUCUUCUCUCCUUUACCAAGCCAGCCACUCUUCAUUAUAACUAGGUGUCCUGUAAAUUGUUACCUGCUAAGAUAAGACCUUUGACCUGAAAAAUUAUUAAACUACUCGAUUGAAUUUAACCCGUUUGUGACCUGAUUUAUAGCUGCACAAUGCUCACUAGCUGGCUUUGCUUUUACUCCCAAAAGUGCAGUGUAUAGACUCUACAGCUGUUUUUGAUAAGCCACAAUUUAAUCAGUCUCAUGAUUAUUCAGUAAAUAUUUAUAAUUCCUCUCCUGUUCCAAAUCCAUAAUCUAGCACCCUUUUCACAGACCACCAGGCACUCCUUCUUAUCCGUCUAGUAUCUGUCACAAGACCAAAUCUCUAUGGCUUUGCUUCCAGCCACCUGUAUCCAGGACUAGGAUUCAGAGCCCCUCUUCUCCAACUUAGCUGUGGCUAUUAUGCUUAGUGCUUCAAAUAGUAUAUUCUGUUUAGUUUGUCUGAUAUUUCAUUCAUUUUUUUCUGUGUAAGUUCAACUUCUUCUGUGAUUCUGAAUGGCCCUAAUUAUUGUAUUCAGGUCUGAAUUGCACUUGAAUUGUUCGGUGCACGCUGGAGGUCUGGGGACUCUGGAAAUCAGCCUGGGCUUUUAGCAUCCAAGAUGUGCUGUUCUGGCCAACAGUAAAACUCUAGAGCUAGUCAGAAUUUUUGAAAUUUGGUCUCUUUUUUAAAAAUGACAAAUUUCAUGAAAACAUUUAGAUUUUUUCAAAAUGUUUCAUUUUUCAGAAAUCGAUCGAUUGUAAAUGACAAACUAGUGCCUGUGGCUGGGCCUGGAAAAGAGAUCCUGGUUUUCAUUUUGUAAUUUUCAGUUGGUUAGCCUAGCCACUUAGUGGGGUUUUCUCAAAAUCAGAAUGUUCCAUUUUCAUAAACAGUUCUUGGAAAAUUUGGAAAACAAAACCUGGAGGGUUAGAAACAUAAUGGGAAAAGCUGCCGCAUUGCUGGAAUUCUUGUGGAAUUUCCCCACUUUUGAACCAGCUCUACCAAACACAGAGGCUAUGUCAAGACAGCUGCAAAACAGCACCCAACCCCUAUGCCCUCCAUGUAGUCUCAGCUGAGAAAGGGCAGAGCGAAGUCUGUGACCAAACAGGAGCACCAUACUAUUGCCCUUGACUCACAGCACUUCUCCAGAUUUUUCAGUGAUGUCUUCAUAUGUGGCCUUGAGGCAUGGCUCUGUUCCUAGCUUACCCAUGUUAGCUGUCCUGAGCAAUUGCUUUUGGAUACUGCGGAGCGUUCACAGCCAGACACGUUGGGUCUGCUUCUCUAGGGCACUCAGUGUUUUCAACUUCUACUGAAGUCUAUAUGAAAUCAGGGUUCUGAGCCCCUCACAGGCUCCGGCCCAUUAUAUAUUGUAUUCCUGAAGCCCCUGUCUGUCAUGUGUGGCCAUAACAUCAUGUGGGGGCAAAAGCUUUGCCUGUCUAUGCUGGCAAAAUCAAAACCAAAUUCUCUUAACCAAUGAAUCGGUUCCCUACACCUUCAAUUAAUCGGAUAAGACUAACUUGAAAGUAUUAGCCAUGCAAAAUACCUAGAGAGCAAAACAUGCUAUCAUCUAAUCCUGUCCUGGCAUCAUUAUGGUAACAUAUUCCCCCCUGGACCCUCACACUGGGAAAUUUCCACCUGCUCACUUGGCAACUCACAGUAACCGUAACCAUAACCUGUACCCGUCGCCAUCCCCUGCAAGCACAUGUCGCCUUGCUCCCUACUCCAAAUCCAAUACACCAUCGUUAGCAGUAUCGCCAAGUUUCCAUUCAGUUGAUGGGAAAUGGAGAUUUAGAUCCUUUGAAUUCCUAGUGUCAAAGCCAGGUUCCAAAUGUGCAGUGGCAUGGAUGGCUGUACAGAAAGGCAAAUCUAGUGUAUUAAUCAUAGGUUGUUAUAAACUAUUAAGGGUGCAGCAUUUAUUACAAUGUAUCUUUAUUUUUUAAAAAGAGGUGUAUAGUGUUCAGAAGCUGUGAAAAUAGUGUAAGAACUGUACAUUGUGAGCGCUGGUUAUUUUUCUUGUACCAUAGACAAAUGUAUAAAAAUGAUCACGAAGCUGAUGUGCAGGGAUGUUGCCUUAUUGUCUGUACGAUGGAGCUUGGUAACAUAAAUUGCUUCAAAGAGCUCCAGAGUAUUUUCUCCUAUAUUCUGGUUUGACUUCCUCCUCUAUUUAAGAUAUUAUACAUGGAAUCAGAGUGUCUACGUAAUAGUUCUAUCCUUUUGCCUGCAGGUCAGUUGUAAUAAAACUAGGAUGCGACUGUGA